Molecule: messenger RNA, 2649 nt
Organism: Lasiodiplodia theobromae
Lineage: Eukaryota; Fungi; Ascomycota; Dothideomycetes; Botryosphaeriales; Botryosphaeriaceae
Product: Rna polymerase ii elongator
Exons: 4
Coding region: 1-2649 (882 amino acids)
Biological process (GO): tRNA wobble uridine modification
Cellular component (GO): elongator holoenzyme complex
Molecular function (GO): protein binding
Source: RefSeq, a predicted model, not a curated record
AUGGUGCAGGUGGCUACCAACUUCAUUGCUGCCGGCGGCAACAGGCAGCCCAACGCCGCCGACUGGGACCAGCACGGCUCCGGUUUGCUCGCUUAUGGCGCCGGAAACAACAUCGCUCUAUGGGAUCCCCUGGAUCCUACAUAUCGCGGAAGCUAUGCCGCACUUUCAGGUCACACAAACACCGUCAACGUCGUCAAGUUCUUCCCCUCGUCGAAGUCACAGGAGAAGAUAAUUUUGAGCGGAGCUGCCGACAACACUAUCAGAAUAUGGGCCAGCGAUGCUUCUUCCCCCACCGGGUUCCAGGAGAAGGCAGUGCUGACAGCGCAUACCGCAUCCAUCAACACCAUUGCCGUCCUCCCCGACUCAGAUAUCUUCGUCACCGGUGCCGCCGAUGCCACCAUCAGAAGCUGGAAGCUGGAACGCAAGGACGACGGCUCCAUAAAUGCCGAGCUACUUCAAACCAUCGACCUCAAACAGGAGCCCAAGACCGCCUACUUCCCCCUCUCCGUGACCCUCGCCCACCUCUCCCCAUCCACCCUCAUCCUCGCCGCCGCCGGCACAAAGAACCACAUCCAAAUCUACGUCCAACAGCAGACCUCCUCCCCCACCUUCACGCUCGCCGCCACCCUCAAAGGCCACGAAGACUGGAUCCGCUCCCUGACCUUCGCCCUCGAGCCGUCGACGUCCGACCUCCUCCUCGCGUCUGCCAGCCAGGACCGGUACACGCGGCUCUGGCGCGUCCACGCCGGCGAAGCGCUGCCCGCCGCGACGGCCGCCAUGGUGGAAGAGACGAACCCGGCGCUGGCGGGCAGCGUGCUCGGGCGCAGCCUGCACAACAAGGCGCACCGCAUCGCCGACGCGGACGGCGCGCCAUACUCGAUCACGUUCGAGGCGCUGCUGGUCGGGCACGAGGACUGGAUCUACUCUGCGCAAUGGCGGACGCAGGAAGCAGCUUCCGCAGAGGGAGAGGGCACCAGCAGCAAGCUCCAGCUCCUCACCACCUCCGCCGACAGUUCCAUCGCCGUGUGGGAAGCCGAUCCCACGUCCGGCGUCUGGGUCAGCGUGACGCGGCUGGGCGAGAUCAGCGCGACGAAGGGCGCGACGACGGCGACGGGUAGUGUCGGCGGCUUCUGGGUCGGGUUGUGGGCGCCGGACGGGCGGUCCGUCGUCUCGCUCGGGCGGACGGGAGGAUGGCGGUUGUGGACGAGAGGCUACUCGUCCUCCUCGCAGGAUGCCGGAGACGAGAAGAAGAUCGACGACGAUGACGACCGCUGGACCCAGCGCGUUGCCGUGACGGGCCACGUCCGCGCCGUUAGGGACGUCAAGUGGGCGCGCGACGGCUCGUACCUCCUGACGACGAGCGCCGACCAGACGACGCGGCAGUUCGCGCAGUGGAAGCGCGAUGAUGGUGACAGCAGCAGCAGCCAAACCUCCUCCUGGCACGAGUUCUCGCGCCCGCAAAUCCACGGCUACGACCUGAACUGCCUCGCGCCGCUCUCCAGCCCCCUCCACUUCGUCUCGGGCGCCGACGAGAAGCUCCUCCGCGUCUUCGACCAGCCCUCCGCCGUCGCCGAGCUCCUCUCCCAGCACUGCGGCAUCAACACCGCAGCAACAACCAAUGGCGCUGCCAGCGCGGGCGGCGGCGUCAAGCUCCCCGACGCCGCCAACAUCCCCGUCCUCGGCCUCUCCAACAAAGCCAUCGAGACCAACGACGAGGCUGCCGAACCCGACACCUCCGCCCCGGCCAACGACGUCACAGCCGGCGAGACGACCGCGCGCAAAGCUGUGACCCUCACGCACCCGCCGACCGAAGACCACCUGUCGCGGCACCUGCUGUGGCCCGAGGCGGAGAAGCUGUACGGGCACGGCUACGAGAUUAGCGCCGUGGCGGCGGCGGCGAGCGCGGGCGACGUCGUCGCGACGGCGUGCCGCGCUACGUCGGUCGAGCACGCGGUGAUCCGCCUGUACGAGACGCGCGGGUGGCGGCAGGUGUCGUUCACCGCCGGCGAAGAGCGCGCGCCGAGCAUGCGGCUGCACAGCUUGACGGUGACGGGGCUGUCGUUCAGCGGGCCUUCUUCUAUCCCUGGUAGCAAGGGAGAUGAGUACCUCCUCAGCGUCGGCCGCGACCGCGUCUUCGGCAUCUGGGGGCGCGAGCAAGAGACACCCUCAUCAGCAAGCGGCGAGCAGCAGCCCCGCUACACCCUCCUCCACGCCCAAGAAAAAGCGCACUCCCGCAUGCUGCUCGGCGGCUCCUGGGCGCCCGCCGCAUCGCCGUCAUCAUCGCCAUCAUCCCGCGUCUUCGCCACCGCAGGCCGCGACUCCAAGACCGAGGACGAGAAGAAGCCUACCAUCACCCACCUCACCACGCUCCCCUCGCCCGGCCCCGUCACGGCCGUCGCCUUCCAUCCGGACAUCGUCGGCGAUGGGCGCGUCGUCCUGGCUUUCGGCACGGAGAAGGGCGAGCUGCUGGUCGGACACUUUGUGGCGGACUUCGGUGACGUGCUGGAUCGGGCGGUGGCGCCGAGUGAUGUUGUCAACGCAUUGGCGUGGAGGCCGGUUGGUGUUGAUGGUGGUGAGGAGGGUGUUGAGUUGGAGUUGGCGGUGGGCAGUGAUGAUGGGAGCGCCAGGGUCUAUGGGGUGAGGAUCUAA